Messenger RNA from Spinacia oleracea (spinach), 1205 nucleotides. Its product is annotated as adenylate kinase isoenzyme 6 homolog. The record is from RefSeq and is a predicted model, not a curated record. Gene Ontology annotation, cellular component: cytoplasm; nucleus. Gene Ontology annotation, molecular function: AMP kinase activity; ATP binding; ATP hydrolysis activity. The transcript is spliced from 4 exons. NCBI's taxonomy places the organism in Eukaryota, Viridiplantae, Streptophyta, Magnoliopsida, Caryophyllales, Amaranthaceae. The coding region runs from base 374 to 916 and encodes 180 amino acids.
ACCCACGAAUUGCAGAUUGCAACCAAAAACCCAAAACGUAAAGCUAAAACCUCCGUUCUCUCUCUUGGCAGCUUCGCCUCUUCGGUAGUUCGGUUCUUUGUCAAAUCGCCGCCGUUGCUCCGCCGCCUACCACCACCAGCCAGUCAGCCACGCAGCCAAAACCCUAACUACCACUCUUCCUUUCAUCCACUCUACCAGCCACGCAGCCGGCAGCCCGCAGCCAUUGACGCAAAUUGCAAUCGCAGAUUCGCAGCCCACGGGCCACGAUACAGCCCGCAGUUCGCAGCCCGAAGCAGUGACUUGCGAGGAAGAGGAGGUGAAUUGCAGUCAGAGUUCGAGCUUCAGUGACCCAGUGAGGUAAGGUGAACUUACCAUGGUGAGAGGGAAGCCAAAUAUAUUAAUAACUGGUACACCUGGGACCGGGAAAACCACUUUUUCAUCUGCUCUUGCAGAGGCGACCCAGCUUCGCCAUGUGAACAUUGGAGAAUUGGUCAAGGAGAAAAACUUGCACGAUGGUUGGGACGAGGAAUUUGACUGUCAUAUCAUAAAUGAGGAUCUGGUAUGUGAUGAGCUAGAAAAUAUGAUGGAAGCUGGUGGUAUAAUUGUGGAUUACCAUGGCUGUGAUUUUUUCCCUGAGCGAUGGUUUGAUCGCGUUGUGGUGUUGCAAACCGACAACUGUAUAUUAUAUGACCGCCUCAGCAAGAGAGGCUAUUCGGGUUCAAAACUUUCAAACAAUAUUGAAUGUGAAAUCUUUCAAAUGUUGCUUGAGGAGGCCAAAGAAAGUUACCAAGAAGACAUAGUGGUGGCAAUGAAGAGCGACUCGAUCGACGACAUCAAUAAAAAUGUUUCAGAUUUGACAGAUUGGGUUGCAAGCUGGUGCAACAACUCAGCUCAGAGUGAUAACAUGCGCGAUUGAAGUGUGUUAAGCAUGUAGGAAUUAAGGGUGUUCAAAAACUCCCGACCCGCUAACCCACUUCAAAUUCACGGAAAGUUACGGGUGGACGGGUACGGGUCCCUUCUCGUCGGUUUUUCUUUAGGCUUCUUCUUUCCUCCCUUCUCAUCGGUUUUUCUUUAAACAUACUACUCUGUAUUUGUGUGGAUAUGGUUUUUGUGCCGUAUAUUUAGGGUAUGAGAAAUUUGCUUCUAAAAAGUCAUGUGAGAUUUUGCUACAUUCAUAUCAAUGAAUAUUUUUAAAAUAUCAAAUA